AUGCGUUCCAUGAAGGCAAAGCAUCGGCUCGCCCGCCCCCUCCCUCGCCUCUUGUCCACGGCUGCAACGGGGGUCUCGGCGUCGGCAGCUCCUCAAAUCACUCCCAUCACAUCGCUCCUCAUUGCCAAUCGUGGUGAGAUUGCUCUCAGGAUCCACAAGACUGCCGACAGGCUCGGAAUCCGUACAACAACCCUCUACACAGAUCCAGACGCCUCCUCCCAGCAUGCCGCCUGCUCACCACACUCCCUCUCACUCGGCAACCCCAAGGCCUACCUCGACGGCGAUCGCAUAAUCUCUCUUGCGAAGCAGCACGGCAUUCAGGCACUCCACCCUGGCUACGGCUUCCUUUCCGAGAACCCCGCUUUUGCCUCUCGCUGCGAGAAGGAGGGCAUCGUCUUCGUUGGCCCGCCCGCCAAAGCCAUGCACGACAUGGGCGACAAGGCUCGCAGCAAGGAGAUCAUGACCGCUGCCGGUGUUCCCUGUGUUCCGGGGUACCACGGCGCGGAUCAAGAGGAGGCACAGCUGCUGCAGCACGCUCGCGAGGUCCGCUUCCCUGUGCUACUGAAGAGCGUCAAGGGCGGUGGUGGCAAGGGCAUGCGCAUCGUCUUGACCGAAGACGAGUUUCCCGCCCAGCUACGCAGCGCCAGGCUCGAGGCUAAGGCAUCGUUUGGCGACGGCGGCGAGGUCAUGCUUGUGGAGAAGUACAUCGUGCGUCCGCGUCACGUCGAGGUCCAGGUCUUCGCCGACAAGCACGGGAACUGUGUGGCACUCGGUGAGCGUGACUGCAGUGUGCAGCGUCGUCACCAGAAGAUUCUCGAAGAGUCGCCCGCACCUUGCCUAGACGAAGCCACGAGACUCGAUCUCUGGGAUAAGGCGCGGAAGGCUGCCUCCGCCGUUGAUUACGUCGGCGCUGGUACCGUGGAGUUUAUUCUGGACCGCGACACUGGCGAGUUCUACUUCAUGGAGAUGAACACCCGUCUGCAAGUUGAGCAUCCCGUCAGCGAGAUGGUCACUGGUACCGAUCUUGUUGAAUGGCAGCUGAACAUUGCGGCUGGCGAGAAGCUCCCCAUGACACAAGAGGAGAUUUCUGAAGCCAUUUCUCAGCGGGGCGCUGCCAUUGAGGCGCGUAUUUAUGCCGAGAGUCCUGAAAAGGGCUUCAUGCCUGACUCUGGCAAGCUUGUUCACCUUACCACUCCUGCCACCGAUCCCGACGUCCGUAUUGAUGCCGGUUUCGUCCAGGGCGACACCGUCUCCGAAGCCUACGACGGCAUGAUUGCCAAGUUGAUUGUGCGCGGCCGCGACCGUGAGACGGCUAUCCGUCGCCUGGAGCUUGCACUUCGCGAUUAUGAAGUGGUCGGUCUGAGCACGAACAUCGAGUUCCUCAAGCGCAUGUGCCGCUCGCCGGCGUUCAUCGAGGGUGAUGUGGAAACAGGUUUCAUCGAGAAGUGGAAGGAUGAGCUCUUUGCGCCUCGAGUGAUCACCGACGAGGUCUUUGUGCAGGCAGCUCUGGGCUCGUUGACGGCGCAGCUCGCGAGCGAGGCGCCCCACGGCGGCAGUCUCGGGUUCGGCGCGCCAAACACGGCGACAGAGCGCAGUUUCGCGCUCAAGGUGCUAGACGCAUACUCAAAGCAGGAUGGCGAGGUUGUGCAGGUCACAGUCAGCCAGACAAGUCCCGGCAUGUUCAGCGCCACUGUGACGAGGAAGGGCGCCGAGCCAGAGGUGAUCGAGAAGAUUGCAUGCACUUCAUCGACACCGAAAUCCCUGGCAACCAAGCUGACAACCUUCUUCCCCGGCGAGAGGAUACACUCCACAGUAGUCAGGACGACACCAAACGCAACCGAGACUCAGGACUCCAAGGUUGUCGUGUUCCAGCACGGUGUGAGGACAGAGCUAGCGCUGCUGCCGCCCAAAUGGUUCGAGAAGGCGCUGGGCCUCAAGGAGAUUGCUGCCUCUGUUGUUGCGCCGAUGCCGUGCAAGGUUCUGAGAAACGAGGUCGCUGAGGACGAGGUCGUUAAGAAGGGUGCGCCAUUGGUUGUUAUUGAGUCGAUGAAGAUGGAGACCGUCAUCAGGUCACCUCAGGAUGGCGUGGUGAAGAAACUGGCACACAAGGAGGGGGACAUUUGCAAAGCUGGCACGGUGCUUGUGCUGUUUGAGGAAGAGGCCGCCGCCAACGAAGCGUCAUGA
Molecule: messenger RNA, 2184 nt
Organism: Verticillium nonalfalfae
Lineage: Eukaryota; Fungi; Ascomycota; Sordariomycetes; Glomerellales; Plectosphaerellaceae
Exons: 3
Coding region: 1-2184 (727 amino acids)
Cellular component (GO): mitochondrion
Molecular function (GO): ATP binding; metal ion binding; methylcrotonoyl-CoA carboxylase activity
Source: RefSeq, a predicted model, not a curated record